UCUCACAGCUCAGCAUCUCCACUCUCACGUUGCGUAAACCCACCGGUCUGAUCCUCCACAGAGGCACCAUCCAGUCCAUCUGUGGCACUUGUGGAAAAGAUUUGAAUCACAGAUACCGCUAGAGCCUGCUUGAAAAAUGGCCUCCAGGUAAGAGUUGCGAUGAUCCAGACCCGACCCUUAGCAGAGAUGAAUGUGUCUGAUGAAUCCUCGUACCAAGAGGAGGUGCUGCUGGGUAACUCUACCUGGGGCUACUCCUACUAUCAUCAAAACUACACCUUGAUCCCUCCACUAUCAGAGAAGGCUAGCACCUCCAAACCUGCAGCAUGCGAGCAGGUCCACAUCGCUAUCGAGGUCUUUCUGAUCCUGGGUAUCAUCUCACUGCUGGAGAAUAUUUUAGUCAUCACAGCCAUAGUGAAGAACAAGAACCUACAUUCCCCCAUGUACUUCUUUGUCUGCAGUUUGGCAGUAGCAGACAUGCUGGUGAGUGUGUCCAACGCCUGGGAGACCAUCAUCAUUUAUCUCCUAAACAACAGACAGCUGGUGGUGGAGGAUCACUUUAUCAGGCAGAUGGACAACAUGGUGGACUCCAUGAUCUGCAUCUCUGUUGUUGCAUCCAUGUGCAGCCUGCUGGCCAUUGCUGUGGACAGGUACGUCACCAUCUUCUAUGCACUGAGGUACCACAACAUCAUGACGGUGAGGAGAGCUGGCUGUAUCAUCGGGGGAAUCUGGACCUUCUGCACUGGCUGCGGAAUUGUCUUCAUUAUCUACUCAGACUCCACUCCUGUGAUCAUCUGCCUGAUCUCUAUGUUUUUUGCCAUGCUGCUUAUCAUGGCCUCCCUCUAUAGUCACAUGUUCAUGCUCGCUCGCUCGCACGUGAAGCGCAUUGCUGCCCUGCCCGGCUACAACUCCAUCCAUCAGCGCACCAGCAUGAAGGGGGCUAUCACACUGACCAUCCUUCUGGGGAUUUUCAUCGUCUGCUGGGCUCCCUUCUUUCUCCACCUCAUCCUGAUGAUCUCUUGCCCACGGAAUCUCUACUGCGUGUGCUUCAUGUCCCACUUCAACAUGUACCUCAUCCUCAUCAUGUGCAACUCAGUGAUUGACCCGCUGAUCUAUGCCUUCAGGAGUCAGGAGAUGAGGAAGACGUUUAAGGAGAUCAUCUGCUGUUACAGUCUGAGAAACGUCUGCACGAACAUCUGCGCUCUGACUGAGCUCCAUACAUACCGGUCCACGGCAAUGGCCAGGAUACUGAAAAAGGACCCCAAAAAUGACAUGCACAGCAGGGAGUCUAUUGCAUCGUCCAGCGUGGUCUCAGAAGAACCUUUCUUAUUCAGGUGUCCCACAUCAGCAAACACAAUCAUGAAGUUUUCCAAGGUUUUGGUCAGGCUGGCGAUGGUGUGGAAGGCUGCCAGGCUGCAGAUGAAGCAGUACAUUGGCGAGUGGAGGUUUCUGUUCCGUAUGACAGCUACCACAACAAGGAAGUUCUCAGCAAAGCUCACUGCUCCGAUGGUGAAGAAGACGGGGUUGGGAACCACCACCUCAGGACAGUCCGAUUGGUUCAAUAUAGAGCCGUUCAUUGUUGAUCAAGACAGUGUUCGUCCAGGAUUAAAUGCUGAUUAAAGGCAGAUAUUUACUUUGGGGCUAUUUUGCAUUGUAAGUUUAUUAAGUUUACAUUAAUAUUGUUUCAAGAAUUGGUUUAAAUAUGAAUAUUUGCAGUACAUUUUAAACUGCCUUCAUUCUUACAUUUCCAAAAACAUAUUACCUGCUGAUCUGUUUUUAACAUAGAGAUCAAGUUUAAAAUGAUACCUGUGACUUAAUGAGUCCUAUAAAGGUCUCAAAAUUUAGAUUUACACACUUUGCAAUAUCCUUCAGCUUUCUUGAUGUGAAUAAUUUCAUGAAAUCAUGACAAAAAUAUUUGCUGAAAACCUAAGAAAGUCAACAAAAAGUAACAAUUGUUUUUUUUAUAGAUACAAAUUUGAAUUUAAAACACAAAUUAACUUUUUUGCUAAUGGUAUGAAACUUACUGACUAAAUUUAUGGACAGCUGCCAAACAAAACAAUGGAGCUAAACUACAAAAAUACAGGCAGCAGGUGUACAUAUAUAAAAAAGGUAAAAUAAUAAGGUCACAUGCUACAUAAUGACAAAAUAUUAAUGUUCCUUUUCACUGUCUUUCUUUUGUGUUGCUAUUAAAAAGAAUGAACAUUAGUUUAUGGUUAAUUAGAUCAGGACUGUCACAACCUUUGACCUAUAACCUAUUUAUCCAAGAGGUGAAAGACUUUGUGACUGGGUUUGUAGAAGUGCUAUAAAGAUUAAAAAUAAAUUUUAAAAAUUGAAAUAAUAACUAGUUGCAGUAGUUUUCACUAAAGAAAUAUGACCAUGUUAGGUCAGAUUUGAGCUUUUUCUUUUAAGCUAAGCUUAGACAAUAUAUCAUGUUUUAGUGAGAAAGUAAAAUUGUAGUAUACAGCUUGUUUGCAGUAAAGAAACAUUAAUGCAAGAUGAGAAACGAUAGAAGCAAAGUGGUUCUGAGUUUGGAAAUAAUUGCAAAAGUUCAUCUACUGUUACCUUAAAAUAUAAUUGAUUUUUGUUGAGUGAAAUAAAAAAAUAAAAAUAUAAAAGACCAAGAAACAAAAAUUGCUCCACGUGUUACAGCAGGAGUUUAGUCUGACCUCAGA
Messenger RNA from Oreochromis aureus, 2669 nucleotides. Its product is annotated as melanocortin receptor 5-like. Gene Ontology annotation, biological process: G protein-coupled receptor signaling pathway. The coding region runs from base 160 to 1617 and encodes 485 amino acids. Gene Ontology annotation, molecular function: melanocortin receptor activity. The record is from RefSeq and is a predicted model, not a curated record. The transcript is spliced from 6 exons. Lineage: Eukaryota; Metazoa; Chordata; Actinopteri; Cichliformes; Cichlidae. Gene Ontology annotation, cellular component: membrane.